Messenger RNA from Dinoponera quadriceps, 2640 nucleotides. It is a transcript of the gene Fmr1, whose product is annotated as fragile X mental retardation syndrome-related protein 1. Gene Ontology annotation, biological process: regulation of translation at postsynapse, modulating synaptic transmission; regulation of dendritic spine development; positive regulation of translation. Bases 31 to 1998 code for a protein of 655 amino acids. Gene Ontology annotation, molecular function: mRNA 3'-UTR binding; translation regulator activity; protein homodimerization activity. Gene Ontology annotation, cellular component: nucleus; neuronal ribonucleoprotein granule; neuronal cell body. Lineage: Eukaryota; Metazoa; Arthropoda; Insecta; Hymenoptera; Formicidae. The record is from RefSeq and is a predicted model, not a curated record. The transcript has 15 exons.
GGGGAAAUUCGCAGCCCCGAACUCGUGCGGAUGCCCGCUCUUCAGCAUGCCUGCCGCAAAGGAGGCGAGCCGUCACACAAAAGCAAGAUGGAGGAUCUCACAGUCGAAGUAUGCGGCGAAAACGGAGCGUAUUAUAAGGCCUUUGUCACCGAUGUCUUUGACGACGAAGUUCUGGUAACUUUCGAGAAUGACUGGCAGCCAGAAAGCAAGUUCCCAUUUGCUCAAGUACGUCUACCUCCAAAAGAUGGUUCCAAAGCAGAAUUUCAGGAGAACCAGGAGAUCGAAGUAUUCUCUAGAUCUAAUGAACAGGAAGCGUGGGGCUGGUGGAAAGCACUUAUCAAGAUGAGUAAAGGAGGCUUUCAAGUAGUCGAAUAUUUGGGAUGGGAAUACACAUAUACCGAAAUUGUAGCUAGUGAGCGACUGAGAUCCAAAAAUCCAAAUCCCCCCAUUGACAAAAACACAUUUCACAAGAUCGAAAUUGAAGUACCUGAAGAGCUCAGAGAAUUUGCGAAAAUGGACAAUGCACAUAAGGAAUUUCAAAAAGCGAUAGGGGCGGCAGUGUGCCGAUAUGUGCCUGAACGGGGAGUACUGCUGGCCAUCUCCCGUCAUGAAAAUAUACAUCGUCACAGUAGCAUGCUCCAAGAAAUGCAUUUUAGAAAUUUAUCGCAAAAGGUACUGCUGUUGAAGAGAACAGAAGAAGCAGCGCGUCAACUUGAAUCUACAAAACUUCAAACAAUAGGGGGCAAAUUUAGAUCUUCAAACUUUAUAUAUCAGCGUGUCUCAGACUUUGAGGCAGGAGUGAAAACAAAUUCAAGAUAUACUGACGAAUUUAACGUUCGAGAAGAUCUUAUGGGACUAGCUAUCGGUGCUCAUGGUGCGAACAUUCAACAAGCACGAAAGGUUGAUGGCAUUACAAAUAUAGAAUUAGAAGAAAAUUCGUGCACAUUUAAGAUAUACGGAGAGACACACGAAGCUGUUAAGAAAGCUCGAUCUAUGCUGGAAUACAGCGAGGAAUCUAUACAAGUUCCACGGGUUUUGGUAGGGAAAGUAAUUGGGAAAAAUGGUCGUAUUAUCCAAGAAAUUGUCGACAAAAGUGGUGUAAUAACAACUGGCUCGAGUGGGAAUGUACAUACUGAUAGAGUAAGGGUAAAAAUAGAGGGAGACAACGAACCACAACCAACGAUUCCACGGGAGGAGGGUCAGGUGCCCUUCGUCUUUGUUGGCACUGUUGAAAGUAUCGCCAAUGCCAAAGUUUUAUUGGAAUAUCAUUUGGCGCACUUAAAGGAAGUGGAACAACUUCGACAAGAAAAAUUGGAAAUUGAUCAGCAACUACGAAGCAUGCAUGGGUCAACUACGGGACCGAUGCCCAACUUUCCUCCUACAAGAAGGGGAAUGGUUGCAGGACCAGAAGAAGGCGUUAGCGGUCGUGGCGGCCGCGGUGGCCAAUCACGAGGACGCGGCUCCCGGGGUAGAGCGCCCACCAGACACAACGCCGGAUUACGUAGAGACACAAUGGACAGCAGCGAAGACCGUGUGCGAGACUUGCCGCCGAGAGGCGGUCACCAGGGUGGUGCCGGUAAUUCAGGGUACAUGAGUGGCAGGCAAGGUCGUCCCACGGCCCAACGUAGAGAUCGUAGAGACGAACGCCGUCGCACGACCGACGACGAAGACACUGUUUUGGACAGCCAAGAUGUCUCGAGCAUUGAUAGAGAGUCGGUAUCGAGUGUGGAGGGUGGACCUAAAGGUGGGAUAAGACGAAGGCGGCUACGGCGCUCCCGACAACGAAGCACAACGCCGACGAGUGUUCAGACAGGCAGCAAUGCCGGACCGUGCGACCAGUCAACAAUAAACAGCAAAGAAGGAACACCUGCGAACGACGUCUCUGUGUCUAACAGUUCCCAAGGACCUAAAGGCCAAAGAGAACAUCGGUCUCGUCCUCCUCGUAUGCAACAGAGCAAUAAGCCUAAGGAAGCUCUGGUUAAUGGUACCAGUGGCUAAGCGCAACCGUUGCGGCGCCAACGAUUGCCACUAAAAACGUUAACCCUGUACGGUUACACCUAAUGAGAGCUAUUAACACCCAGCACGUAACAUGACGCAUACCGACGCAAGGACUACACGAUUAUGGAACGCGACAUGAUUAGUCUACGCUCGUUGUUAAGACUGUUUGCUACCGAUAUAAGAAUACGACAGUUGUUUAAGAAAUCGUCAUUCUCCUUAAACACAUUUUAAGGACACAUAUUAAUAUCCAAUGCAUGGUUUAGUUUAAAUGAUGGCAAUUACGCCGUCAUGUUUGAUAUAUGGAUACAUUCAUUGGGAGAAAAAUAGGAGAUAGCAUUUGGUAAAGAAGGAUUCCCUGAUUGUGAAACUGUGCCUCAUUUUUAUACCGAGCUCCUAACUUACGUGACAGUGCAUCAUCGGAUGUGCCGGAUGCGCGCAAUACACACCGGUCACACCUUGGUACACUCGUUAACGUUUAACGAUCCGAUAUUAGGCUGGAUAUUCGCGGCUCGUACGUCAAUUAAUCGCUCUGAGUAGGUUUCAUCUAGAUAUGUCGCUUAGUACUUACAAAUAAUUCUAUAUAUAUAUAUAUAUAUAUGUGUGUGUAUGCAUGUAUGUAUGUACGUAUAUAUAUAUAUAUAU